Messenger RNA from Fonsecaea multimorphosa CBS 102226, 432 nucleotides. RefSeq lists its product as uncharacterized. The transcript is spliced from 2 exons. The record is from RefSeq and is a predicted model, not a curated record. NCBI's taxonomy places the organism in Eukaryota, Fungi, Ascomycota, Eurotiomycetes, Chaetothyriales, Herpotrichiellaceae. The coding region runs from base 1 to 432 and encodes 143 amino acids.
AUGUCGACACUGUCUGGUCAGCAAGGGGCCGGCUCUAAAGAGAAUCCGCCUGGUAAAAGCUCGACAGAAUCAAGUACUGGCAAUGUCCACGACCGGUACCUAGGCGGGUCGAGCAGCGAUGGUGGACAUUCGGGACCGCCGAGUCACGAUGAUGUAACAGAUGGAUCAGCCUGGGACUGGAAUACGAGCCCCUUCAAUAAUGGUCCGCCGCGGGAGGAUGAACCCGCUAACACCAUAUCUCGUGAGCAGGAUUCCCAUGCCGAGAAAUCAUCACGCGAAACAACAAAAACCUCCGACCCUCUAAAAGGACUCGAUUCCUCGGAUGAAGGUGGAGGCACAAGGGGUACCACAGCAGGCGAGUUUGCGGGAGAAGGCCCAAGUGCAACCAGCGGAACACAGCGGUCACUGGCCGAGGGAGCAAGUCAUGGAUGA